AUGACCCGUACAGUAUCGAAGCCGAUGGGCAUCUUUGCCUUCAGCACCCUCGUCGCAGGUGUCCUGGCUGGCCCUAAGGCCUGCGAGGCCGACACCCCGCUCAGCUGCCAGGGUGACGCCAAGGCCAGCUGCUGCUUCAAUGCGCCUGGCGGUGCGCUUCUGCUGACCCAGUUCUGGGAUACUGACCCCGUGACCGGUCCCGAUGAUUCGUGGACUCUCCACGGUCUCUGGCCCGAUAACUGCGACGGCACCUACGAGUCCAACUGCGACAACAGCCGUGAGUACUCGAAUAUCACGGACAUCCUCGAGGGACAGGAGCGUACCGAGCUGUUGGCCGAUAUGAACAAGUACUGGAAGGAUUACAAGGGAGAUGAUGAGACCUUCUGGAGCCAUGAGUGGGACAAGCACGGCACUUGUGUCAACACCAUCGAGCCCGACUGCUAUGAAAAGUACACCCCCCAGGUGGAGGUGGGCGAUUAUUUCCAGAAGGCCGUCGAUCUGUUCAAGAAAUUGGACACCUACAAGGCCCUCGCCGAUGCUGGCAUCAAACCCGAUGAGUCCAAGACCUACGAGCUCUCGGAGAUUGAGGCUGCCUUGGCUAAGCUGCAUGGCGGCAAGAAGCCCUCCGUCAGCUGCGACAGCGGCGCCCUGAACCAGGCCUGGUACUUCUACAACGUCCAGGGCAAUGCCAUUGACGGCAAGUACGAGCCGGCUGAGCCUCUGGCCGAUUCUGGUUGCCCUAAGGACGGCAUCAAAUAUCUGCCCAAGUAA
Messenger RNA from Aspergillus candidus, 771 nucleotides. Its product is annotated as T2 family ribonuclease. Gene Ontology annotation, cellular component: extracellular region. Gene Ontology annotation, biological process: RNA catabolic process. Gene Ontology annotation, molecular function: ribonuclease T2 activity; RNA binding. Bases 1 to 771 code for a protein of 256 amino acids. The transcript has 5 exons. The record is from RefSeq and is a predicted model, not a curated record. NCBI's taxonomy places the organism in Eukaryota, Fungi, Ascomycota, Eurotiomycetes, Eurotiales, Aspergillaceae.